AUGGCUUUGACAAGGGAGAGCGUGAUAAAGAAGCUGAAUGGCGAGCUGAGGAAAAUGUUUCUGCCAGGUGACCUGGCAGAUCCGAAGUCUGGCACGCAUGUUCUGGAUUACUUUGUGGCAUUGGACCGUGUGGCAUGGGUGCAGAGCAUGCAAGAUCUCCGUGGCCGUCUGCAGACACUCGGCUGGAUGCAAGAGCCCGAGGUGACGCAUGUGCCACAGCCAACUGCAGCUGUGGAUUUCAUGGCCAACAUCACAAUGCUGAACUUGAAUCCUAUGCGCGGCAAGCCAAAGGUUGUGAAUGUCAUUGAAACGGUCCGUAAUUUUCUUGACCAGAAAUUCGAAUCCUUGCGAAGCCCCCUGGUUGUGGUCCCGGACACAGGACUGGGGCAGCCAGUUGGCACUGGGACAUGGACUGUCUCAGUUGGCAUGACCCGAGCACUUGCUUGCCGCCUCGUCUGCAGCCUUGCGGAGCAGCACCUUGCGGACGAGGAGUUGCAGUUGCUGAAGGCAGAAGUUUCUGCCUGUUUUCAGUUCAAGUGUGUCAUGGAGGUGCCGGUGCCGCCAGAGGAACUUCUGGCCAAGAGCAUCCGAGCCAAAUUCGUGGUCUCGGAGUCGACAAGGCCAGACAUUCUUCAGUUGUACUCUGGGCUACAGGCCAGCUUCGCGACGCAAGGAUUGGUGUAUCAAGAUGCCAUUGCGGCGUUUGUUGCCGAUUUCAAUGCCAAGAGCAGUGUGGACACCUCACGCCUGAGCGAAGGGGAAGUCAAGAUGCUUCUGCUGCUGCCAAGCCAGGAGGCUCUCUUCUUGGAGGCGCUGUCUGGCCACUGGGACCAGUUUAAGAAGGAGGACUCGGGGAUCACGAUGCGCAUGCUGCUCAGCAACGUGAACCGCACGAAGCCCAAAGAUGCGAGAGUCCCACUCCUCUGGCAAACAAUCUUUGCUCCGAGCGCCAGGAAGAACACGUACUUCAUCCUUCGGCAGAUAGCUGUCUUUGUGAAAGCUGUGCAGCAGGCCAGCAGCACCCUGAGGAAGGGCCAGAGCCUGAAUCUGCGGGCACGCUUUCGUGACCAGAGCCCAGACAUUGGCUAUGACAUUGUCUGCUGCUGGGCGCACUGGGAGCAGGACUUCCGGACGGCCUUGGGAGGCAAGUACGAUGAGACCUUCAACAAGUUCCUUGGCGGAGCCUUUGACAAGGAGUUCACUGAGAAGGUGAAGACUCAGGACGGGGGCCUUGUCCUGGACGAUUGGCGUUUCCUCAGUAUCUUGCAGGGAACGCAGACAACGGUGCGGAGCUUGGAGGUGAAACAAGCUGAAGCUGAUCAAGCAGCUGAGCGUGCAAAGUAUGCCGCACGGGAGGCCGCUGUCCUGAAAGAGCAGCAGCUCUUUCAGGAGUACUGUGGGAAAGUGAGGGCACAUGAAGCAAAGAGGCAAGCUGACGAGCGGGCCUUCAGGCUGGAGGAUGCGGCAGGUUUUGACAAGGCCUGUGCACAGUACAUGGAAGCCUGGGUGCUAGCGGUUGGUCCCAUUGCUCCAGAGUUCGUCACUGCGCAGUCCCGCAAGCUCCUCAAUGAGUUUGCUGUGAGGCAAGGCGUCCAGCCCGAUGGUGUGGUCAGCCUGCUUCUUGCUGAUCUCACGAAACUGGGGUCGGCAUUCUCCAAGCAUCUCACAAAUGUCACCAAAUUCGUGGCGGACCACGUGCAAGCGGACCCCGUGAAUGCAGCAGCUUUGGUGUUUCCACCAAACACUGGCUGUUGGGGCUCCACCUUCAGCGAAGUGGAGGUCGACAAGGCGUUGGGCGAC
Symbiodinium sp. CCMP2456 is the source of this 1800-nucleotide messenger RNA. NCBI's taxonomy places the organism in Eukaryota, Dinophyceae, Suessiales, Symbiodiniaceae. The record is from the annotation of a GenBank genome assembly.